UCAUCGGCGGACCCGACUUCCGGUACAAUCGACAAUUACAAAUUCCACGAGAUUCUUUGGACUGCACUUUCCGUCGCUCUGGGUGUCGAAUUAAGAGGAGACUUGGUACGCGGAGUACCGUGCAUUAAAAAGAAUCAUCAACUGUUCUGUCCAACUGCUGGAAACACAUAUCCCAUAGAGCGGAUAGAGCGUUUCAUCGACGAAAACAAGGCGUUAAUGAAGAGAAUGUAUGGUGACUUUGAAAUGAGUUCGGGAUACGGAUCACCAACGAGAGAGACUGGCCAUCAUCGUACACGUAGAAGAAGAAGAAAAAGUAGAGAAGCUGUGAAACACGAUAUACCUGAUGGUGGACCCAAUUUCCGGGACGAAUUGAAUCCGGAAAUCGAGGCUAAUGGUGACUCAUUUUUCGCCAAUGUGAGAAAAACUAGAAAUCCUAGACAAUCUCCCGGAAAGAAUCAUAAAGAUAGCGGCAGAAUCGAUGCAUGCGAAUCCAAGGUAGAAAUAGUAACGCCCUAUUGGGCAAGCAACAGUGCUGGAAAGAUUCGUGCCAUCGUGAACACGCAACAUUUCGAGCAAGCCAUUCACCAAGAAGUUUGCUCGAAAACCCAGACGAAUCGGUGUACCGGUGACUGUGGCUGCGAGCAAAAAUAUAAAUGGCACAGAUUGCUCGCCUACGAUCCUGAUAACGAUUGCAAAGGUAUCUUCAUGGACUGGUUCCUCUUCCCUUCUUGCUGUGUAUGCAGAUGCGAGCCAAUUGCUAACAAAUUUCAAUCGUCGAAUAAUCGAAAUUAAGAAUACUUCUCGACAUGUGAUUCCAUUGCAAUUUAUAAAAGAAGAAAAAAGAAAGAAAAAAAAAAAAGAAAAAACUGGAAGAAUAUAUAACUGUAGGAUACAUAUUUACCAUUUUCUUUCGUGUACAUUUCAUCACUGAGAUCCUACUUAUUUAUGAGUGAUACAGUGUGUGAUUAGAAAGUAUUGGAGAAAUUAUUCCUUGUCGUAUUAAUAUAAGGAAUAAAUAAACUAAUGGUAUAUAUCUAGGUUAUAAAUUAGAUUAUUAGAAUUUGCUAUAAUUAUCGAUACUGUGUGAUAUUGUAUAUUCCAUCAAUAUUAGUUGCAAGAAUUAAUAUUGUUUAUUAGUUUAGUUUAAUAAUUCAUUCGAUAUUCUUAUUGUAUUCAUUUACGUAAGAGAUAAUAUAAAAUUGGAGCAAAAUACAAGGAAAGAAUAGCAAUUAAUUAUAAGAAUCAAAAAAAAGAUCUGUGUCUUGUAGUAAAUGUUUUUUAAAUAACUCGAUAUUCUUUUCGAUCUCAACUUGUCAGAAAAAAUUUGCUCAUUUUUUUCUGAUUUUUGCAAUCUUUUCUUGUAAGUAAUUCAAUGCUCAUGAAUCAAUUUAAAUUUCAAGUAUAUCAAAUCAUCGUGCAGCACAUUUCACAAAUGUGAAAAACAAGAAAAAUUCGUUUCAUGAUAUUUUUAUACGUUUUUCUUUUUUUUUUUUUUUCGAUAAAUAAGAUAAUUAUUAAUUUCGAAAAGAGGCUUUUCUGCUGCGCGAUAUUCGUUUUUCAUCAAAAAAUUUUUUCUCUUUCUUAAAUAAGUUGUAAGUAAAAUAAUUUAGUUUUAAGUAAAUUGCUGUUCCAAUCUUCUUGUAGUAACCGAGAGAAUACUUUUUAAGCAAUUAGUUCUAUAGAAAUAUUCUUUCUUUAUAAUUUUAUUUUUUAUGUUAUUACGUAUUUUAAAAAUUAAUUUUAAUUUUAAAUUAAACGUUACCAUGAAAUUUAUAUAGCCAUUCAUAAUGUAUUAAUUAUAAUGUUAUGUAAGUAUUAAUGUAUAAAUGUAAUAGUAAUUUGUAUUUAUUAAGUAUUAUACACAAAUGAUAGAAAAUGAAAUUUAGAAAUAGGUAUACAUUAUACAUUAUAUUUUCCUAUAGUAAAGUAAAAUAGAAAAUUGUAAAUAUGAAAAAUAAAUUCUAAUUAUCAUUCCUCGAAAAUUUAUAAUAAAAAUUGAUUGUUUUUAAUAUUAAUAAAUAAAUCGAAAAAAAGAAGAAUCGAUAAUGAAAGAAAAUCGCAAUGAAAAGCAUAAUGUCUAAUCUACAAAUCUAAUAAUUAAAGAAUUUUAAUGGAAUAUAAGAAAAUACUACUUUUAAUCAGAUAAUGCGAAAUGAAAGAACAAAAUUUCGUAUCAUCUUAUACAUUGGACGGAUUCCUGAUAAGCUACUUUUUUCACUCGUUUUUUUCUUUUCAACUUAAAGUAGUAUUAUUAUAAAAGAAAUUAUAUAAAUAACACAAGAUAAAAAAAUGAAAACGACAAAGCUUAAACCAAUAAAGUUAACGAGAGAAGAAAAUUCGAACAAAAAAUCGAUAGAAAAGAAUCAGAGAGAAUUACUAAUGGUGACGUGAAAGCAAGUAUUCGAGAGGCUGCAAAUCUACGUAAUUACAAAGUAUAAAAUCGAGUUAACAAUCCUUUAUUAUACAAUCACGUCACACGUGUUAAAACUAUAUACACAUUGUACAAAAAUAUCGUUGUUUCAUAAUAGUAUUGAUUUUUUUUUUAUUUUUACUUUUUUUUACGGAAAUCGUGUUAUCGUUAAAUAGACGAUUAGAUUAAAUAAAGCUUUUAGCACGGUGAUGCAACUACUCCACUAUAUGUCAAUCUAUUCUACUUAAUACACGACUAACGAGCUAUGCCUAACUAUAAAAUAGUUAACAAAUUUGUGCGUGCUUAAAAUCGUUUUAAUACACCGUUUUAUUAUCUUAAUAAGAUUUUCAAAUGGAUACACGCGUCUAGAAUAGCGAUUUAAUCGAUAAUUUGACUAAAAAAAUGAUUAUAAUCGCGAUAAGAAAUAAAUUACACGUGAUAAAAUUUAUUUACGAAGUAUUAAUACAUUGUUAAAUUUAAGAUCCUUUAAAACGGCGCUCUUUACGAUAGCGAAUAAAGACUUAAUUGCCAAUUAUAUAUAAUUUGGUUAUUAAUUAAGACUACGAUACUGGAAUUUUCCUUACUAUUUUUGAAUUUAAAAUUAUUUAAAAUUGCACUCUCUAGGAUUAGUAAUUAAUCUCUAGGAUUAGUUUUGUUAUUACCAAUAUAUCAAUAGCUUUGUUAUUAACCAACACUAUAUAAUCGAACUUUCACUUGAAUUCGUAUAAUUUAAAAUCAUUUCGAAACGACUUCUAAGAUUGAUAAUUAAUUGUUAUUAACCAAGACUAUGAUAAUUGAACGUUUCAUUAUUACGUUUUAAUUUAAGAUGGUAAUAAUUUAAAAUCGUUUAAAAUGGUGCACUUACGCUCCGUGGUUAUUUUUCAAAGUAGAAAAUGUAUAUAGGUUAAAGUUUUUCAUUAAAGGGCGAUGUAUUUCGAUUGUAGGUAACGGUAGCCAAUAAUAGGCAACGUGACCAUGAAAAGAGAUUGUGUAACCGAUACUCCCAUUGCGGAAUUGCAGAGGUCGGUAUUGCAAAUAUAGCAUUCCAUUAAAUUUCGAGUUGAAAUCGCAGUUGCGCUGCAAGGACCAUCCACGAUAUCCGC
Apis cerana (Asiatic honeybee) is the source of this 3513-nucleotide messenger RNA. RefSeq names its product Spaetzle domain-containing protein 3 (gene spz3). Gene Ontology annotation, molecular function: Toll binding; growth factor activity. The record is from RefSeq and is a predicted model, not a curated record. Gene Ontology annotation, cellular component: extracellular region. Gene Ontology annotation, biological process: central nervous system formation; innate immune response. Lineage: Eukaryota; Metazoa; Arthropoda; Insecta; Hymenoptera; Apidae.